This is a messenger RNA of Orycteropus afer afer, 3021 nucleotides long. RefSeq names its product axonemal dynein light chain domain containing 1 (gene AXDND1). The record is from RefSeq and is a predicted model, not a curated record. Lineage: Eukaryota; Metazoa; Chordata; Mammalia; Tubulidentata; Orycteropodidae. The transcript has 25 exons. The annotation marks the transcript as partial.
AUGUCUCUCCCUAAAACGCCUUCCACUUUGCUUAACGGCGCGUCAACGCCUGAAGGCAAAAAAUUAAAAGUAUCUGCUUCCAAGGAAGAGACAAGAGGACUUCCUGAACUGAGAGAGAAAAAUAAUAUGGUGGAUCAUUCAAAACCCCUUCCUCCUUCCCUCCAGAAUGAAUUCAUACCUCAGGAAAUUCUUCUUUCUCUGACCUCUGCAGCCAAUGCUGGUGCUUGUCCUGAAAACUUACUGCCUCCUAUGAAAAGUAAAACUCCAAAGGGUAGCCUUCUGCGCCCUGUAGACCAUGUCUGGCAUCACCCUGUUCGAAGGAACAAGUUCAAAUACCUGAUUGACCAUCCCGUCUCCCUAACAGGAGCUGGAAGGGAUAUUUCAUUUCUGUAUGAUAUUAAAUAUGUAAAAGGAGAGGUUAGGGAGAAUACAGUUUGUCCCCCACGUAAGGACCGUUCAUUACAGAAGAUGGUUCAGACACAAGAUGGUGUCAUCAUACCUCAUAAGCCUAAGAGAUUAGCAGAUACUUUGAUUCCUGAAGAAUUUCAUAUUGUGUCAAAUACAGGAGUUUCAGGUUUGGAGUGUUAUGAUGACAAAUAUACAACUCUGCUCACAGAUAGUGAAAACAGGCUAUUGCUCUUCCCAUCCAUGAAACCUAAUAAAAGAGUAGAAGUGGUCCAACUGAAUGAUGUGAUGGAUACUAUGCUAGAGAGGGCUGGUGUGGAAAAUGAAGAAUAUACAGGGCCAACCCAGAUGCACAAACUACUACAUAUGUUGAAGAAGGAACAGACCAUUUACAAUACAGUAUUUCAUGAACUUAUUCGACAAGUCAGUGUGGACUGUGCAGAUAGAGGAGAAUUACUUUCCAAAAUCAGAGAGAGGUAUGUACAAAUGCUUGACCACAUUGCACGGCAGAUGAUUGAAUUCUACAAAGAUUUAGUGACUCAGCGAGUGAUGGACCAGCGCAUUUUAGAAGAAUUGUACAAUUUCAAGAAUGUUAUUGAGGAACUGACCAGGGAACUAUGUCUGGUUAGGCAACAUGAUGUAAAAUUAACAAAGGAAGCAGAGAAGGCCCAUAAAGAUUUGGCACAAGCUCUUUUAGAUGCUGAAAAGAAUGCCAGAAUUGUAGAAGAAUAUCAUGAUUUAUAUACAUUGCAAAGAGGAAGAAUGGAGAGUGAUAUUAAACAGUUAAUGAGAGAAAGAGAUAUCUGGAGUUCAGCCACAUAUGAAUUGGCUCUAAAGGUAAUCGUAAGAAAUAAAGUUGUAUUGGCUAAAAGACUUUACCUCAAUGAAAAAGGCUGGAAUAGAUACACUAAGCAUUUCAUCAUACUGCUGUCAACUAAGGAUACUGCAGACCUUGCACUGUUACAGAAGUUGACACAGAAAUGGAGAAACUUAAUGAAUAAAUUUAAAGAGGAUGUGGAACUAAAUGAAGAGUCCACAAGGGAGAAAUUGCAAACUGUUAUGAAUGGCCUUAUCAAAUGGGAGGAGUUCCUCAAAAAUAAUAUGUGGGUCUCAAUAAAUCUUGGAGAUAUAUUGGAUUCAGUUCAUCAAGACUUUAAGCAAUGGGUAAAGAUGCUGAAUGAUGAUAAAGAAAAGUUUACUGGGGAUAGUCUACUGGCAAAAUAUGACUCUCUCAAGAUUAUUAAAUAUUUACAAGAAAACUGGACAGAUCUUGGACUUGGGAUAUUUGCUCGCCAUAAAAAUAUGGAGGGGAAAAUGCCACCAGAGCGCCUCUACAUGGAGGACAUUAACAAAACCAUAAGAAAACUCUACAAAGAAUAUGAAGUAAGAAUAAAUGGUGACAAUGGUAUCUCUAAAAUUCUCCCAAAUGUGAUAAAUUCUCUUGACUUCUGGUCUUUCAAGAUGGAAAACCUCAUGGAGUUUACUGAAAUUCCUCUGGAAGAAUGGGAGGGAUUUGACAAAAAAAUUGAUGAAAUGAAAUCUCAGUUGGAUACAUUGUUAAACAUUAUUGUACCACAGCAAAUGGAGAUGGAUUCAGGCUCGGUACUCCAAACACAGAUAUUUAACAUGAUUCAACAAUGGCUUUUGAAGAUAGGCAAUGAAAUUGACAAUGGUAACAUUGAACUUCAGCAUCAUAUGGAUGAAUUGCAUAUAACUAUGAUCCAGUGGAUGGUAAAUUUGCUGAUUUUAAUGGUACCUGACUGUACUGAUGAAGACACUCUCCCAUUGUCUGAGGAGAAAAGUGCUGAGACACGUGAUAUAAAUAUUGCAAAGUUAGAGCUAGAUGUAGUUGCACUGGCAAGAAAGUUGGCUCAAUACUCCAGCUAUUUGACCAGCUGUUGCAGAGGAAUAGUAGCAGCCAUGGCUCUGAGUAAAGCUCAGUUAGAAAAAAAACCUACUUCAGAACUUCAAGAGCUGGAUAAUAUGAAGAGAGAAUGUUAUGAUUGGAUCAAUACAUGCGGUCUUCUCCUCUCCGAACUCAAAGGCAGAAAAGUAGUGUUAUUGCAGCCCCAUGAGGUAGAACAACUAUUUGGAGAUGAGCUCUAAUUAUAAUAUUGCUUUAUCUCACAGUACAUUGAGCCUGAAUUAGACAAACCUUUUAAAGAAGAUGGAGAAAGGCAGGAAAUAAAGGAAAAAGAGAAAAUAGAAGAGAAACCCAAGGAGAGGUCUCCAUAAAAACCUUCAACAUCUACAGAGAGUGAACCACUCAUUCGAGCCAUUGGAAUAGAUGAAAAUGUUCAUACCAAAGCUCUGUUUGGAAAAGAUAUAUUGACUACCUGGAGAGAAGCAGCUAAUCGGGGUAUACCGACCCAAAAGAAUAAAUAUCUGGAGGCAAUGGCUGUAAUUGAACAUAUGCAAGAGAAGAUACUGGAGAUUGAAAGCAGAGCUAGACAGGCAGAAGAGAAGUUUGAUGAGGUAAAUGAGAAAUUUCAUUUUACUCUUAUAAAAAAUAAAGAUCUGGAGAAGGAACUAGAAGACAUGAAGUCCAAAAAGAAGGAGUCUGAAGAAAGAGAGAGGAAAAAAAAUGAAGAACACAAACACGAAGAAGACAAAGAA